This is a messenger RNA of Mollisia scopiformis, 1138 nucleotides long. RefSeq lists its product as uncharacterized. The transcript has 3 exons. NCBI's taxonomy places the organism in Eukaryota, Fungi, Ascomycota, Leotiomycetes, Helotiales, Mollisiaceae. Gene Ontology annotation, molecular function: protein binding. The coding region runs from base 403 to 951 and encodes 182 amino acids. The record is from RefSeq and is a predicted model, not a curated record.
UUCGAAGAAAGUCACCCAAAAAUACACUCUUUUUCCAGGUUUCUGAUUAAGGUUAUUUAUCGUUCUUUCCGGAACUUCCCCACACACGUGGCUGAAGUGACCGACUCGAAGUGCUCACGCAAGUGCUAAAUGCUCGGUCACCGGUAGCUCAUCAGCCUCAACAGAAAUUGUCAGACUGCGUGAUCUGAGAUGAGACUACUAAUCGGAGAAGCUUUCAUAUAAGACUCCCGUUGACAUGUCUGAGUCUGAUAAAGUAGUAGUUGAGCAAUUGAUAUCUUUGGUCGACGCUUCUUCUACAUUCGCUCCGCCGUAAAGUCCAACGAGGUCUCGAAUACUGUCCACAUUUAUACUUUCUUCAAUUCAUGAUCGAAACUCCGCUUGUCGUUAGCUCAAACAUACACAAUGGCAGUCAUGACCCGGAAGCGUACAGCGAGCAGCGAGCUCUCAGACGACACGAAACCCAUCAAGAGUCCUAGAAGCCCCCGCAUUCGACUCGUGCACAUUCCCACGAAAUCGAAACCAGCACCAUCAUUCCUUGGCGACCAAACGAUUGUCACAAUCGAGCUCCAAAGUCCAGCAGAGACAACCAACAUUCCCGUACAUAAAAACUUCAUAACUCACUACUCACCAUUUUUCGCUUCUCACUUCUCUACGUCCGACCACCUCACAAUUGCCAAUAUUUCGCCGUCAACAUUCAACAUCUUCAUCUCAUGGCUCUACACACAAACCAUUUCACAACCUCACCAAUUAUCGCACCCAGAUAUCAACGUCCUGAUCUCCCUCUGGCUCCUCGCAGACCACUUCCUCGUAUCAAAACUACAGAACCAAAUCAUGGCUAUGAUCUUCGAUAAAUCGUUCUCGGGAUACAUCAUUCGAGAGACUUUGAUUGGUUGCCAAGGGAGAUGCUGGAAGAGGUGUUGGUGGAGGUCAAAGGGUGUGGAGGAGAGGUGAGAUGUAGGAGGAGAGUGGAAGAGUUUCUGAUUCCUGAGGAAUGUUGAUCAGUUCGGAACAUUGCUCAAAGAUGAUCAAAAACGGCGGAGUAUCCGCUCCAGAGAUGCGAACUUUGUACAGUUGCAUAUUUUCAGGCGUUAUGGGCACUAGAGGCGGGCGUUUCUUUCGAUACCCGGAUGCAAACUUA